AUGGUGGGCUCAGAUGCCCUCGUCGCAUGGGUCGCACAGUCUGACGCCCGCGCGUAUGCGACGGAUCGCUUCAUUUUCAACAAGACUACCGAAGGAAUCGCACUUGACGACAAGCAGGACUGGCACGUGCUGGGCGGCAGCCAGACCACGAACCAAUCCACGGGCGACACGUGGACUACCGUGCACGUGUGGCGCCAGCUGGACACGGGCGAUUGCAACGACCGCCCGAUUGUUCCUGGGAAGCUUCACAACAUCAUCUGGGCGAUGGGCCCCACGACUGACGUCAGCUAUCACAGCUCCGACCGCGGUUCUUCCGCCCUCGUGCUCGCGUCUGCUCCCGGCCCCUCCAUCAUCGCGCCCGCGCCUCCCCCCUCCCCCUCCGCGUCCGCCUCCGCGUCCGCUGCGUCUGAUUCUCUUGAAGCGGUUGGGCGGUUGGCUGCGCAGCAGCAGGCAGGGAAGCAGCCAGCGCAGCAGGCGCAGCAGCAGCAGGAGAGCAUGCUCAAUUUCACGUUCACGAAUUACCGUUUGCCAACGGACUUCACGACCUAUCGCUGCAAGGUGGUGGACGUUGCUCUCAAGACCAAGACUCAUGCGGUUGAGUGGGGUGCCGUGCUCAACUCUACCGACAUCUCAGCCGUCCAUCAUGCCAUCAUCUACGGCUGCAAACCCAAGGAGUACGGCAAUCUCAAGGGCGCAGGGGCCACCUUUGACUGCCUGCACGACACGCCAUGCGCCACCACUGUCGCCGUGUGGGCUGUGGGCGGCAGACCCUUCACCUUCCCGCCCAAUGUCGGCUACCCCAUCGGCUCCGGCUACUUCACCAAGUUCGUGCUGCAGGUGCAUUUCACCAAUCCCAAGGGCCGCGCAGAUCUGAUUGACAACUCGGGGAUAUACCUGAAACUCGCCCCAUCUCUCCGUUCCAUGGACGCGUCCAUCAUGCUCACGGGGCCUGUCCCAUACGAGUACCUGAUCAGAAUCCCCCCCGCCAUGCCCUCGUGGACGCAAGUCAGCACGUGCCCGGGCGAGUGCACUGCCAAGGUGUUCGGGAAUGAGAGCGUGAAGAUCAUUGGGUCGUUCCUGCACCUGCACACGCUGGGGCGACAGAACGAGAGCGUGAAGAUCGUUGGGUCCUUUCUGCACCUGCACACGCUGGGGCGACAGUUAUACACGGAUGUGUUCAGAAAAGGCAGCAAAGUCGCCACCAUCAGCCGUCAGGACUACUACCAUCGCAGCGACUUCAUAUCGCAGCAGACCAUUCCCUCCGUGCCUGAGCUCGUUCUGCUCUCUGGAGACGAGCUGACUAGAGCCUUCCCUCCCCUCCCCUCUCGCGACUUUGCAUCACAGCAGACAAUCCCGUUCACGCCCGAGUUUGAGCUGCUGCCAGGGGAUGAGCUGCGCACCUCCUGUGUCUGGGACUCCUCUGACCGCACCAACGUGACGGUGGGAGGGCCGUCAACGGAGGAGGAGAUGUGCAUUGACUACCUCAUCUACUACCCUGCACGCCAGGGCCAAGAGAUGGACGCAUGCUACGACUUCUGUGCGUCGUACGACAAUGACACACUCGGGUUGAACCCCAACAGCCCUACGCUCUCCAAGUUCUACGUGUGUGGGCCCAACUUCAUCCCCACGUACCAGCCCUGCAAGAUCACCUUCGGCUCCAACACGCCCAAGAAAGUCGUCAACGGCUGCCCUGCAGACCCUGCAAGAUUGUAUUCGGCUCCAACACACCGCUCGCAGUCCUCUCACACCUCUGCCCUUCCCUUCUUCCCUUUCCUCACCUCUUCCCUUCCCCCCGCCCCUUUCUUUCCCUUCCCCCCGCCCCUUUCUUUCCCUUCCCCCCACCCCUUUCUUUCCCUUCCCCCCACCCCUUUCCUUCCCUUCCCCCCACCCCUUUCCUUCCCUUCCACCAACCUCUCUUCUUCCACCUCCCACACCCCUCCCCUGUAUCCACCCACGCAUCUCCUCACAGGCAUUCCUUCUGACACUGCCCCUGCACCACUGCAACCCGCCGUGCCACCACUUGCCACCGCACUACCUCGUCGCACACCACACUUAGUCGUCUCCCUCGUCUCCCACCUCCCCCCUCUGCUCCCUGACUACUCCCUCCCCUGCAUCCACAGGAGCCACGCAUCACUGGCAGACAUCUUCUCUCACACCAUCUCUGCACCGCUCUCCGCCAACGCACCAUCUGACAUAAAACCUCUCCCACCCCUUCCCGUCAACCCUUGGCAGGAGCCAUGCAUCGCUGGCAGACAUCCCCUCUGA
Messenger RNA from Closterium sp. NIES-65, 2265 nucleotides. Lineage: Eukaryota; Viridiplantae; Streptophyta; Zygnematophyceae; Desmidiales; Closteriaceae. The record is from the annotation of a GenBank genome assembly.